Messenger RNA from Acanthochromis polyacanthus (spiny chromis), 988 nucleotides. It is a transcript of the gene chchd2, whose product is annotated as coiled-coil-helix-coiled-coil-helix domain containing 2. Bases 125 to 619 code for a protein of 164 amino acids. NCBI's taxonomy places the organism in Eukaryota, Metazoa, Chordata, Actinopteri, Pomacentridae. Gene Ontology annotation, molecular function: sequence-specific DNA binding. The record is from RefSeq and is a predicted model, not a curated record. Gene Ontology annotation, cellular component: mitochondrion; nucleus. The transcript has 4 exons. Gene Ontology annotation, biological process: positive regulation of transcription by RNA polymerase II; mitochondrion organization.
ACACAUUGAAAUUUCCGGAGUAGCUAAAGGUCGAGAUAAAACCUGCUAGCGGUGGUGUCACUGUCACACAGUAUCGCGUCUGUUUUUUUUAAAUUCACAAGUAAACUAAUUUAAUUGGUAAAAUAUGCCGAGGGGAAGCAGAAGCCGGACAUCCAGGAUGCCCCCUCCAGCCAGCCGGGCUCCACCUCCACCACCUAUGGCCAGGGCAGCACCCCCUCCUGCCCCUGUUCCAAUGCAGGCCCCUCCGUCUGCUGUGGGUGCACCAGCAGCAGCACCCAGGCAGCCCGGUAUGUUUGCCCAAAUGGCGACCACAGCCGCCGGUGUGGCAGUGGGCUCUGCAGUGGGGCACACCAUCGGCCACGCCAUGACCGGAGGCUUCAGUGGAGGACACUCAGAGCCUGCCAGGCCUGACGUCACGUACCAGGAGCCGUACCAGGGCCAGCCCAUGUACCAGCAGCAGCCUCAGUCCAUGUACCAGCAGGAGGCCCCUCAGCAGCAGGCCUGCUCCUACGAGCUCAAACAGUUCAUCGAAUGUGCUCAAAACCAGAGCGACCUGAAACUCUGCGAGGGCUUCAGCGAGGUUUUAAAGCAGUGCAAGUUCGCUAACGGUCUGUCGUGAGAUGGAGACAAACAGCCUGCAGAGUGAAGAACACACACCUUAUUAAUAAUAAACCAGAUACUAUAGGAGGAUGUAAUUUACUGGAGAUCAAUCAAUAAACAUGCUUUAUUUUGACAGCUGAUUAUCAUUAUUCCUCAGGAGGCUGCUUGCUGCCGCCGAGCUUGUAAUCAUAGUCUUAUAAAUAAUGUUUGUAUAUUUUAGUGUGUUAUGUUUUGAGUUGAUUUCAGUUUAGUCAUGUUUGUGCUUUUAUUGUAGAAUACCUCUCAUUUGUAUUUCCAGGAUAAGAAAACUUGCAAACCACCAGUCUCCAUUUUCAAUUUACUUGUUAGAAGUUGAGGAUUUAAAACAAUAAAGCACUUGGAUCAUUGA